This is a messenger RNA of Fusarium keratoplasticum, 984 nucleotides long. RefSeq lists its product as uncharacterized. NCBI's taxonomy places the organism in Eukaryota, Fungi, Ascomycota, Sordariomycetes, Hypocreales, Nectriaceae. Bases 1 to 984 code for a protein of 327 amino acids. The transcript is spliced from 2 exons. The record is from RefSeq and is a predicted model, not a curated record.
AUGACGGGAGGAAAGAAGGAGGGUUCGAACAACCCAUCCGCCAUCCGUAUUCGUGACAACCAGCGGCGCUCCCGUGCACGUCACAAGGAGUAUGUCGAAGGCCUGCAGAAGAAGCUCCAAGACUAUGAGCGUCAAGGAGUCGAGGCCACCCUUCAGAUGCAGCAGGCCGCUCGCAACGUCGCCGUCGAGAACUCGCGCUUGAGGAUCCUGCUGGGUUACCACGGCGUCACCGCCGAAGAUAUCGACAAGUUCUUGCAGAGCUUCCCAGAUCAACCCGCUACCGAUGCCGCAAAGGCCACCCUAUCGCAGUCAGCCGCUGGUCAGCCGCCUGCCCUCGGCACAACGCCCAAGAUGGCUCUUCAACCCCUGUCUCGACCGCCGUCAGCAGAUCCCAUCAGGUCAACAUACAUGCCUCCCCAAAUCGCUGAAAAGAGCAGCACCCGCGAAGUCGUCGACGCAAUCGUAGGAAUCAGAAGAGACGGCAACAAGUCGGGAUCAUCCAGCUCCAGCGGUCCACAACUUUUACCCAUCGAACGACAAACGCUCCUCCAACCUCGACCUCAACCGCCAGCCUUACCAGUCUUGCCCGCACUCGUCCUAGGACAGAGCAGGCCAGAACCUAACCCCCUCGAUAAACUGUCAGUCCUCGCAAAUGCGAGUGUUCAGCAAGAACCCGGUGCCAGCAAGCACCAUCGUACCCAUUCCCGCACAGAUAGCCUCCUCGUCCCGAGUCCGCCAGUAGUAGGGCAAAGCUCACCCACCUCCUCGCAUACGACCCCCAGCCGAUUGAGCUCGACGUCUCCACGGAGCUACGAGUACGGUUCGAGAUCACCGCUCGACCUUCCGGUUGGGACAGCACCCAGCUUCGUCACGGAAGUUCCAGGCCGCAGGGAAUCUGACUCGAUAAAUCCGGCGCUAAGUGGUGACAAGGGCGCUGUCCAGAGGUCGCCGGUACUCCGUGUACACGAUGAGAGGACCCCCUGA